GUCUGAAUUCAAUGUACCUAUAGCUAGAUCACGUGUAGGGCAUAUUGUUACCUUGUUGUAGACCUAUAGUGUGUAGCUUAUAUUUGCAAUGCAAGUAGGGAAUAUGAUAUUGUUCCCUAUAAGGGAAAAUGACAACAUGCAGAACAAAAGGCUUGAAUGUAGGUCAGAUUAAGUAGGACAAUUUAUACAGGAAUGUUUCAUUUAAGACUAUUUAUUUUGUAUCAUAGGUUUUUAAACGUCUAAAUACAUCAUCUAUUGAAUAUUUUUUGGAACAACAUGGGAAGUCCAUUAUGCGUCAUAUAGGCCACCUUGGCAUUACCCAGUGCUCUGUGCGCUGACAAAUGGCUUAAUCACAGAUGAUGUUUGCUUGCCAGUUCUCCUUUAUUGAGAUGAUGUUUUAAACGAGGCGUCGUUAAAGCUAUGUACAGCCCCCUCUGCUCCUGCAUUGCCCCAAAUUGAUGUUAAUGGGAUGCUCCCCUGGCUUGGCUUGUGAUUUCUGGUGAGAAUGGCCGAGGAGAUAUCACUGGGCCCGGCUCUAUGUGUUGUUUAAAGGUCGCCGCGGCUUCGGUGGCUUUUGUGCUAACAACUGCUGGGUGUAUAUGGAGGGGAGCGUCCAAAUUGACACCAUAUGUUUUCCUAUUAGUCGACUAGUAAUAGAAUACAAGGCGCAUAAUCAGCGCCAGCGGGCAGGAUCGACGCUGCUCGCCGUGGGGAAUUGGGCACAUGAUUAAGACUUAACCUUUGGAGAGCUGAAAUGGUAUGUGAUAUCCUUAUCUGACGGCUAUAUCGAUCCUGUGGAUGUAUAUGAUUGUUCUAAAUGUGUUGAGGUGACGCUGCAACCAUGUAAACCCACAGCGAACCGCUGCUUAGCGCGGACAGGCCUAUUUGAGAGUAAGGCGUCUAUUAAUUCCACUUAAUCCUGGAAUUACCAAAGAGCCAGAGGGAUGAUAAUGGAUUUACUAUUAAUCAGGUCCACGUCGGAUAAGGAUCAUUACACAUAGUGGCCUAAGAGCAGUGUUUAAUUAUGUUAAACAGAUUUAUUUUCACUCAAAACAUGGCUUUUAAUUGACACAAAACGUGCGUUAUGCGUAUUGUUCCCAUUUAUAGUGCACAUACAACGUAUUCCCAAGCAGAUCGCCCACUGAUUGCACACAACAGGAUUGUAGUGGCUGAGAGGAUUUGUUGCCAAAUACAAACAAGAGAAAAAAAACCGAGAUGUCAGAUUUAAUAUGUUGAGAAUCCAAGCGCGCCCUCGUUGUUGUGCCCGCGCGUCGCCCCUGGUCACCUUAAAACGAAGCUUCCCUCGAAGGGUAAACGAGUAGCGUCCAAUUUUGUCUGAGUGAUAUCCAAAUCCAGACAGAAAGGGUCGUUUUAUCGUGCUACUAUUUGUCGUGACGAUGCGUUUUUCAAAAGCAGAGCUGUGUCAUAAAGUGACAUGCCUGCCACAAGUGCUCCAACUGAUCUUUUCAAUUAGCCUUCCCAUGCAUGAUCCGAGGCGACUUCCGCCUAUUUCCAGAAAUUAAGCUCAAACUUGACGUGCAGCUAGCUUUAUUUUAAAGACAAAUGUCAGCCAGCCUCAUCACAUUUCCCCCCUCUUCUAUAUUUGGAGCUUAUUUAUUGCUAAGGAGCCUCUGCUCCCGGAGUCAAUGUAGCAGGCGGCAGCGCAAGAGAAGGCAGCGGAGAUCUGGAGCACAGUAAGGCACUCCGGGGAGGCAUCCGUCCCAUUUGGCUUCAGGUCACAGCGGUGUGAACCAGCUGGGCGGUGUGUUUGUUAACGGUAGACCGCUACCGGACACCACCAGGCAGAAAAUCGUCGAACUUGCUCAUAGUGGCGCGCGGCCGUGCGACAUCUCCAGGAUUCUGCAGACCCAUGAUGACUCAAAAGUCCAAGUGCUGGAAAAUGAAAACGUGUCCAACGGGUGCGUGAGUAAGAUUCUUGGCAGAUACUAUGAGACUGGCUCCAUCAGACCGAGAGCGAUCGGAGGCAGCAAGCCGAGGGUAGCCACUCCAGAGGUGGUGGGGAAGAUAGCGCAGUACAAGCGGGAGUGCCCGUCUAUUUUCGCCUGGGAGAUCCGCGACAGACUGUUGUCGGAGGGGGUCUGCACCAACGACAAUAUACCCAGUGUGUCAUCAAUAAACAGAGUCCUCCGCAACCUGGCUAGCGAGAAGCAACAGAUGGGCGCAGAUGGCAUGUAUGACAAGCUGAGAAUGCUCAACGGUCAGACAGGAACUUGGGGGACACGGCCCGGCUGGUACCCCGGAACUUCAGUGCCAGGGCAGCCCAACCAAGACGGCUGCCAGCCACAGGACGGUGCGGGAGAGAACACCAACUCCAUCAGUUCCAAUGGGGAGGAUUCUGACGAGACGCAGAUGCGACUCCAGCUAAAGAGAAAACUACAGAGAAACCGCACGUCGUUCACCCAAGAGCAGAUUGAAGCACUGGAAAAAGAAUUUGAAAGGACUCAUUAUCCUGACGUUUUCGCGAGGGAAAGACUGGCAGCGAAAAUAGAUCUGCCUGAAGCAAGAAUACAGGUGUGGUUCUCAAACAGAAGAGCGAAGUGGAGACGGGAGGAGAAGCUGAGGAACCAGCGUCGUCAGGCCAGCAACUCCUCCAGUCACAUCCCCAUCAGCAGCAGUUUCAGCACCAGCGUCUACCAGCCCAUGCCUCAGCCCACCACACCGGUGUCCUUCACAUCUGGGUCUAUGUUGGGCAGACCUGACACGGCCCUCACCAACACGUACAGCGCACUGCCUCCCAUGCCCAGCUUCACCAUGGCCAACAACCUGCCUAUGCAACCCAGCCAGACCUAUUCCUGCAUGCUGCCUACCAGUCCGUCUGUGAAUGGGCGGAGCUACGACACAUAUACGCCCCCUCAUAUGCAGGCACAUAUGAACAGCCAAUCAAUGACCACUUCUGGUACCACCUCAACAGGACUCAUCUCUCCUGGAGUGUCUGUCCCUGUCCAAGUCCCAGGCGGCGAGCCUGACAUGUCUCAGUACUGGUCAAGACUACAAUAGAGAGAAGAGCUACUUCACCCUGUAACCUCUCACCCACCGCCCUCCGCUGGGAGCUCACACACACAUGGAGAGAAGUGGAGGAGAGAGAGACUCUGGGAGUGCCCUAGGACUACAGGGUGGGGUUGUUUCCACUGGGACAGUGUGUUGUUCUGUAGCUCCUGGCACAUAUGAGGACUGGGGAGAACAACGAUGGGAAGAGAGGGGGAAGAAGAAGACAAAACGUGGACCUCUGUAAAGUGCCCGGUGUUUAACAUUUUCAUGGAACAAAAACGUCAUUUUUCUUCUUCUCACUUUCCAAGUAAUUGUUUCUUUUUUUCUGUCUGUCUCUUGUGUUUGUAUAUGGCCGUGUGUAUGUUAUGACGAAACCCCAGAUCAACUACUGAUAGAUGGACUGCUAGAAAACCAUGUUGGUCUUGUGUUUGUAUUUGGGGUAAAGGAGAACCCAAGAGAUUUCUGCCAUGACUAUUUUUUUAUCUGCUAACAUCGAGACUUUCUACCAGACUUUUCAUGGUCUGUGGACUCAUGCGAAACGGUUGCAUAUCACCCGAGAGGAGAGCUGUGGGGAAUAGACUCAGUGUGUUUAUUAAACCUAUUUAUUGGUCAUACUCCUUCAAAAUGGACGUCAGCAGAGGAGGACCUCCAGUCAAUCCACCCACCUCAGCCUUGGGUCUUUGACUCCUGCAAUAUCACAUAAACUGUAUAGGCCUGGGUAUUUAACUGUGGUCACAGACAACCACAUUAUCACAUGAAUUGUACAGACAACUACCACUAACAGUUUGCAAGGGCAGUGGGACAUUCAAGACUUGUUCAUGGACUUCUGCUGUGGUGGAUGGAUUGAUUCUAGGUUCAAGACUUGUUCAUGGACUUCUGCUGUGGUGGAUGGACUGAUUCUCGGUCCAAGUGAAGAGCUAUAAAUGCAGAGGAGCUGUGGAGUAAAACAGGUGAAUCGCUAAAUGGUAGACUGUGUCUCGAUAUAAUCCAAUUUGUUCAUGUCGAAUUGUAAGUAUGUCUUCCCUAGAAAUCAAAAGAUUUCUACAAUAAAAUACAUUUACAUUUUUAUCCCCCCAAGAAUAUUCUAUAAAUGUUUUCUACACAUUUUCAUGCAUCAUAAAAAUACAUUUCUUUAGGUCAGGUACAAUUAGUCUCUUAGGUAUAGUUGUAUUAUAGUGUUCUAUUGUCAAAUCAUUUUGUGCAACUAGAAAUAUUUCAUUCCUAUAAUUAUGAUUAAACAUGCUUGACAAAGUUUGAAACAUAAGUGUUUGGCAGUUGUUUACAAGUACAUAUCAGAUUGAAUCAUUGUUGAUUGUAAAACAGACCAAAGCCUUUGUAUUUCAUCUAUUACACAAUGUUUUUGUUGUUGAAGAUAUUAGUCUUGUGUUGCAUCAUUUUGUAAACAUUUGAUGUUCUAUUACAGUGACCUAGAGUAUGUUUGACUGCGGACUAAUCGAGCAGUCCUUAUUUAUAAUUGAAGACCAUGGGUGACUGCGGAUUAAUCGAGCAGUCCUUAUUUAUAAUUGAAGACCAUGGGUGACUGCGGAUUAAUCGAGCAGUCCUUAUUUAUAAUUGAAGACCAUGGGUGACUGCGGAUUAAUCGAGCAGUCCUUAUUUAUAAUUGAAGACCAUGGGUGACUGCGGAUUAAUCGAGCAGUCCUUAUUUAUAAUUGAAGACCAUGGGUGACUGCGGAUUAAUCGAGCAGUCCUUAUUUAUAAUUGAAGACCAUGGGUGACUGCGGAUUAAUCGAGCAGUCCUUAUUUAUAAUUGAAGACCAUGGGUGACUGCGGAUUAAUCGAGCAGUCCUUAUUUAUAAUUGAAGACCAUGGGUGACUGCGGAUUAAUCGAGCAGUCCUUAUUUAUAAUUGAAGACCAUGGGUGGGGUUUUCUAGCGUCGUCUGUCAUGCUUUUUUGAGUUCUGCGUUGUUUUUCAAAAAUGUGUACAUAGAACGUGGACACAUAUACAGGAUCUACGUCUGAGAAAUGCUUUUGAGAUGAAACGUCUAAACUGUCUCUUAAAUAUUUCAAUUUAAUUUUAUUUAAAAUGGAGCUUUCUAAAUGUAUUUUGUGAAAAUUAUAAAAAAUAACAAUUUUGUACAGUAAAUAUAGUGAAAGCUU
Salmo salar (Atlantic salmon) is the source of this 5128-nucleotide messenger RNA. The record is from RefSeq and is a predicted model, not a curated record. Lineage: Eukaryota; Metazoa; Chordata; Actinopteri; Salmoniformes; Salmonidae.